AUGGCAAAGCAGCAGCGCGCCGGUGGCGCGGACCGCCUGAGCGCGCUCCCGGACGACAUGUUGACCCACAUCCUCUCGCAUCUCUGCUCCGACCAGGCCGUCCGGACCAGCGCGCUCUCCCGCCGCUGGCGCCACGUCUUCACCGCCGUCCCCGUCGUCGACAUUGUAGGCGCCCCUCAGAUGACUUGUCCCGUCAGCAUCAACCAUAUGGUCAGCGGGGUGCUCCUCAGCCGCGACAGCACCGCGCCUAUCCGCUCCUUCCGCGUCGCCGGAUUCCGCGACGACCGUCCCUCAGCCUCUGCGAUCUUGCAGUGGAUCGUCACCGCCUUGUUCGCCAGCGCGGAGACUCUCGACCUGACGAUGGGAGAUCAGCCAAUCUGCCCUAAUGCCAGCACUUUCUACCAAAGCACGGCAGCAGAUUUCGCCCGGCAAAAUUUCUGCACCAUGCCUCGCCGCCUGUUCACCCGGUCCGCCGCGCUGCGCCACCUGCGGCUCGGCAACUGCGAGCUCGAUCUGCCGGAGCCUGAGCGCGAACAGUCGCUCUCCCUCGACACGCUGGAGACGCUGUCGCUCAAGAGGAUCAACGCGCCGGACCACGCGCUGCAGCACCUCAUCGCUGCCUGCCCUCGCCUUACCGAGCUGACGAUAGAAGAGUGUCCCACGAUGAAACACAUCUCGGUGGCACUCCCCCUCCUCCGGGCUUUCACCUUGCGAUGUUGCCACGACGCCGAUCACGUGUUGGUCGACGCGCCGUCGCUCCGGUACCUCGGGUACAACGGCACCGUAGCGGGCGCCUACGUGCUGGCAUUUUCGACCUGGGGCCAGAUCCAUACGUUGGCCGUCGACAUCUGCGCCGCCGUCCAGGCCAACGACUCCGACAAGAACCGGCGGUUCAGGGAGUUUGUGGAGCGAUGCACCAAUCUUACGACCCUUCACCUGUCCCAGCAUGACAAACCACCCUUCUAUCCCUACCGUGCCCCGCAGACAUUGUCGGGGCUCGCACAGCUGGAGUUCAGUGGCCCGUUCCACAUCGCCGCACUCGUUAACAUCCUCCAAAAUACGAACAACCUCCAGGUUCUGACACUGGUCAUUGACCUACUCGAUGGUGACGACGAAGCAUCAACUGCUGCGCCUAAAAGACUCGUGGCAUCCGCUGUCGAGUGCUUCCAAUGCUCGCUAAGGAGGAUCCAUCUGGUGAAGUACAAUGGGCAAGACGUGCAGAGACGGCUCGCAAUGUUUCUGCUGAGAGAGGCCGUGCGCACCGACGAGCUACAAGUUACCUUUGGUCGGAGCGUCGGAGAAGGAUCUGAAACUGAAACUCUUCUGGUGAGUGAGAUGGUGUCGUGGCAACAAAAUCUACGAACAAAUAUAAUGUUUAGGCAUGAAUGA
Lolium perenne is the source of this 1389-nucleotide messenger RNA. RefSeq names its product FBD-associated F-box protein At5g22730-like. Gene Ontology annotation, molecular function: protein binding. The record is from RefSeq and is a predicted model, not a curated record. NCBI's taxonomy places the organism in Eukaryota, Viridiplantae, Streptophyta, Magnoliopsida, Poales, Poaceae.